Molecule: messenger RNA, 4585 nt
Organism: Bactrocera latifrons
Lineage: Eukaryota; Metazoa; Arthropoda; Insecta; Diptera; Tephritidae
Gene: ckn
Exons: 10
Coding region: 370-3336 (988 amino acids)
Biological process (GO): cell surface receptor protein tyrosine phosphatase signaling pathway; axonogenesis
Cellular component (GO): focal adhesion; axon
Molecular function (GO): signaling adaptor activity; protein phosphatase binding
Source: RefSeq, a predicted model, not a curated record
CCGGUUGGAGUAAAGCUAAAGUUUUAAUUUUGUAUGCCGCUUAGGACAUAGAAAAGUCAUUAACGUUGGAACCAGUUUGUUUGUAAACUUCAUCGCAGUGCAGAAUGUAAUUUUUAAUAAGAGAUAAGUGAUUUCAAAAGGAGCUAAAAAUAAUAGAGCAAUCACGAACGUCAGUUUCAAUUUCAUUCAAUUUCUUCUUUACAUUUAAACCAGUUGUGUUGAAGCCAGAAAAAGUGAAAUAAAUAAAAUAGAGCAGUUUCAAACUACGUACGGAAUACAGCAGCAAGAAUCCGCUAGAGUCAACGCGCGUACGCAUCGUAGCAACCAGCUGGUUUCAGCCGUACGCCAUACGGUGUUGUUGUCAUUGCAAUGCAUCGAUCAUUGAAGCCGCACGCACAAGCUAAAAAGGUACCACCACCUGCGCUACCCGGAGAUCCCGCACCACAACAGCAGCAAAUACCAUUAUACCGUUUAGGUGGCAGUAUUUCGAGUGCAGCUGGCAAACAGCUGGAUGAUGGCAUCAUAAUGAGUAGCAUGGUAUCGUCGCCAUCCUUGGAGGAGGGCGGUUUCAAUUUGCCACGUGAGCCAUCGGUAGCAUUGCGCAUGAAAGAUGAAAUAAGCGAAUACGCUACAGUCAUGUCCACAUCAGGCACAUCACAAUCGUCGGGCUCCUCUGCCGGCACUGCUGCAGCUGGCAAACAACAAGCAGCUAAUCAAGUAGCCACUGGUGGCGCAACACUUUUAUCCACCGCAACUAAUCCGCUGCUCAGCGGUUGUCCACCCACAAUAGUGCCAUGUCCACCGCCCGUGUUUUGCGCUACACUACGCGAACCGCUCACACACAAAGCGGCCGUUUACUAUCAUCAACAAUUGGCGCUGCAAGAGGAUCAGGGUAUUGAUUUGACACAAUCGCCAGGUCGCGAUUCGCCCGGUUCGUCGUCGGGUUCAGCUGGUUCUGGUUCGCGACACUCUACAGCUAGCUUGGAUUCGGGUCGUGCUUCAUCGUAUUUGACUGGUGUGUCGGGUGCAUCGAUACGUGGUAGUGCGGGCGGUGCACUCUCCUCGCCACGUUGCAGUUCGGUGAGUUCAUGUUCGAUUGGUAGUGUCGAUCGGCAACGCAACGAUGAACUCAUAAUCGAUUGGCUAAUGGAGAUGAAGUGUGAGGAGUAUGCACAAUUGUUUAUAGCGGCCGGUUACGAUUUGCCGACCAUUGCACGAAUGACCCCCGAAGAUUUGACAGCGGUCGGCAUAAAAAAUCCACACCAUCGUGAGCGCAUAAAACAACGUAUCGAUAAGUUGCAAGUAUUGGAUAACUUGCCACAUUUCGUGCCGGGCUCUAUCGAAGAAUGGCUACAACUGUUACGUCUCGAGGAAUACAUUCAACCAUUACUUGAUCAAAACUAUAAAACUGUACGCGACGUCACGCAAGUCACUUGGGAAGACUUGGAGGAUAUUGGUAUUGUUAAAUUGGGACAUCAAAAGAAGAUUCUCUUAGCCAUAAAGCGUGUAAAGGAUAUCAUAAGCGGAAAAUGGAAUCCAGGCGGCAUUAAUGCUUACCAACAGCAGGAUUAUCGCAACAAGAUUUGGCCCAGUGGCGUGCCAAUGCCCACCACACCGACCUAUUUGCCAACCACGCGCGUCUCGUGGGACGAUUCCAAGAUUUAUGCUACGCCCGGCGUCGAUGCCGUCUAUUUUUGCAGCGGCGCUCAUCACGAGUGCUGCAAUGGCAACGAUGUAGUGCCCAUUAAGCCACGCGGCAAAAGCUUAGAAUCACUCGAGGAUAUACACGACAACAGCACACGCAGCCACUUGACCUUUAGCCAUUACACGGCCACUGAUUAUGGCCACUUUGCGCAUCCAACGCCUGCUAUGCAACAACAACAUCAUCAACAAGCCUUGCAACACCAGCAGCAACAGCAUCAACAAGCCAUGCAACAGCAUCAUCAAGCAGCCAUGAUGGGCGGCGCUGUUGUGGGCGGACCUGGUGGUGCUGGCGGUGCACGUUUGCUUAGCAAUCAGGCAGCUAUGUCUUGGCGGCGUUCCUACGAUGAUGGUGACAUUACGCCCACCAACGACGCGGCACGCGAACUCAUGUACGAGGAAGGCGGCGGUACACUGCCACGUCAGCAGCGGGGUAUUUUGCAGCGCGCAGUAUUAAACAGCAUGCCACCACUCGAGCAUCACUAUAUGAACGCAGCUGCCGCAGCGGAAUACGUUUGCCAUGCAGGUGGAUUGGGUGGCGUUGGCGUACCAGGUGCGGCUGCGCAUGUGGGCGCAACAGGCCCAGCCGGUUGUGUGCUGGACAGCGCCGGUCUGAAUGCCUCCUACUUGACCGGCAGUCCAAUGAGUAAUAAGAAAAUCGCACCGGAACCACCGCGACGUCAUUGUAGUAUACGAAAUUCACGUACUCUGAGUGCGGAUGGCGCGCAACAACAGCAACAACAACAACAGCUGGGAUUGCAUGUCGGCGCAGCAGUUACGCCUGGCCUCUACUAUGGCGGCGCCGGCGCCUUACAUCAUGGUGGCAUGUAUAUGACGCAUGCGCAGCAACAAGCAGCAGCAGCGGCGGCAGCUGCUAAUCAGCCGAUCUAUGCGAAUUACGCAACCAUACAACAGACCACGGCGGAAAUACACUGCGAGAAAUUCCAUGACAAUAAGUCAAAUUCCAGCAUCGAUUCCAUUGACACCAUACCGUUCGCCAACGAGAACACUGGCACCAUCAAACAGCGCCUACUUAAUCGCCAAGACAUUGGUGGGCCACAGCAGCCGCUACAAUCGGGCAACACUCCACAUCUGCACUCCUCCUCGUCGUCGUCCUCGUCUUCGUCGACCAACACCAUCGCCAAUAUAGCGCACUCUUUCCACUCGCUGAAGACAUCUGCCUCGUUGCAUGACGCUUCGCUGAUACGCAGCGACAGCAUCGGCAGCACCACAAGUGGCGGCAGCGCUGGCGCCAGUACAGGCGGUGGUGGCAGCAAUAGCUUAUUGCUACUACGUUCUCCCACCCUACAAUAUCCACCGACCGAUGUAACGAAUGCCAGCAGCGGCGGCGGCUCAUCAACGACUAUCACCACUACCGUGGACUUGCAUACACCCAGCGGCGCUGAGGCUAAUGCGGAUGCAGCUGGCGAUUGUGCGCCCUUAAUCGGCAGCGAGAGUGCCGAUAUAUCAAGUGGCAACGCUGGCUCCAGCUCAGCCACAAUUCAAACACCGGGUCAAAAGGUGUCUGUCAAUGUGCUCAAUGACAUUGGUAAUAUGUUGGCCAAUUUGACGGACGAACUCGAUGCCAUGCUGGAGGAGGAGAAGCGCAUUGGCCUAAAUAUUGAUAGUGAAUAAGCACAUAUUGGGGAGCAUACUGCUCAAGGGCGUACAUAGAGGUACAUAGUUAAUACAUAUAUGCGCAUGUGUAUGUUUUGCAAGUUGGGAAUUUAUACAUUGAUGGAUCUUACAUAAAAUGUUAGUGAAAUAUGCGCGUGCGCACGCUUAAGCUUCACGGCAAAAGACAUUUCAUUCAUAAAUUUCGCUUCUGUUCCUUUCGGCCUCUAGCGCUUUAUGUAAAGAAAUUUAUUAGAAAUUAUGAAAGUUCAACUGUAUAUACAUACAUAUUUUGAGUUUUAAAAUCAAUCACUGGAAUAAUUCAAUAGUAUCGGAUAACGUUGGAUAAUUUUAUUAAAUGUUCUAACAAAUAGUAAAUGAUUGAAUAUACUUUUUUGUGUAGUUUAGUUGCGCGGAUAAUAAAAUACACUACGGAUAUCGCCGGAUAACUAUUUUUAACACUGAGAACUAAUUAAAAUUUAGUGUUAUGCAUAUAAAUUCAGCCGGAUAAACGUUUUCCGGCCUUGUGUCUAUAUUUUAAAGUUUAAAGCGUGCCUAAUAUUUUUAAAAUAUAUCAAGUGGUUUAAUUUGUUUAUUACAUCGUGGACUUAAUUUUAAAAUUUAAAUCAGUGUCGGAUAAGGUCGAAACAUUUUGGUAUGCAUGCAAAAAAAAUCGAAUAUAUAUAAUUUAUUUACUCGGAUAAUGAAAAAAGCUACGGAUAACGCCGGAUAACUAAUUUAGUCAUUGAGAAACACUUAAAAUUACAUUUAUGUAUAUAAGUUCAGAUGAAUAAGCGUUCUUCGGCCUUUUAUGCAUAUUUUUAAGUUUAAAUCGUGUCUAAUAUUUUUAAAAUAUAUUGUAAACUACUUUCCCACCAUUGUUUAUUACAUAAUUGACUUUUUUUCUGAAUUUUAAAAGAAUCAUUGAAAAAAUAUAAUUUACAUAAAAUGGUUGAAUAUAUUUAUUAUAGUAAUUUAGUUGCGCGAAUAACAAAACAAGCCACGAAUAACUUCUUUAACGACCUAGAAAUAAUUAAAAUUUAUUUUUAUGCAUGUAAAUUCAGCCGAAUAAGCGUUUUUCGGCCUUGUAGGCAUAUUUUGAAAUUUAAAGCGCGCCUAAUGUUUUUUAAAAUAUAUCAAGUGGUUAAAUUGACUAUAUUAUAAAUUUUGAAAAACAGUCAUUGAAAUCAAACGUCGGAUAAUUUUGUUAUGCGUGAAAAAUAUUUAUAUAGUAAUUUGUUGAAUGUACUUUUUGAGUUGCGCGGAUAAU